Molecule: messenger RNA, 3375 nt
Organism: Chara braunii
Lineage: Eukaryota; Viridiplantae; Streptophyta; Charophyceae; Charales; Characeae
Source: the annotation of a GenBank genome assembly
CGAAGAUGAAGAGGUUGGAGGAGGAGAUGAAGAGGGUACAACAAAAGGAGGAAGAAAGAAGGAAGGCUGCUGAAGCAGAAGCGGCAGCAGAAGAAGAGAAAGAGAGAACGAUAAUUGAGAGUGGAGAAGGGAGCAGUGGUGGCACGAUGAAGUGGGAGACAGAUACUGAGCUGGAGAAGAAGAUCAGCGAGUGGGUCGCUAAUUUAUCGUUGGGGGAAGACGAGGAGGCGAAGUCCUAUGUGACUAAGGAUGAGAAGGCUGCGCUGGCCGCUGAGCUAGCAGCCAUGACAGACCCGAUGGAACGAAGAGAGAGGGAAGACGAGCAAAAGUUAGCAUGGAAGUUGARAAUGAAGAGGGAGAAGAAGAGGAGGAGAGAGGAAGUGAAUAAGAUGACCGCAGCAGUGGCAAAGGUGCAGGAGUGUAGAGCGGAGGUGCUGGCCCAGCCAUAUGAUAAGGCCAAGUGGGACAAAGUACUGGGCUAUCUAGAGGUGCUGAGCAAGGCCUGGAUGGAGGAGCGCCAAGCAAGCUGGAGCCAGGAUGUAGCGUUGAGUGCCAUGCGGUCCGGGUUCAGGGAUUUUGCGCACGAAAUCGUCACCCACAUUGGGGGCGAAGUCAAACAGUUGAGGGACAAUGUAGGGAAGUUUUGUGAGGGCGCCAAUCAGGGUGCCAAAGCUGCAGCCGCUGUAGAAGGAGAGGGCAGACCCCGUAAGGACCCAGUGAAACUUAAGUUCCCAGACGCAUACGGGGGAAAGAAGGACGAAAACUUUGACAACUGGGAGGCCAGUGUCAAUAGUUACAUUUAUUUACAACAUAUCCUGAUAGAGGAGCAAGUCCUCGUGGCCUUCCAGGCCCUGAAGGAUGAAACGGCUAGCUUCGGCAGGUCUCUCGCGCGUACAGUCGGUUGCGAAAACAACCUGGUUGCAUAUUCCAAAGUCACUCCUCUUUCCCAAUUCCUCAAGCUCCUCAAGGAGCGGUUCGCUGACCCAACGCGAGGCAUUAGAGCCUCUGAUAAGCUUCAAACGAUCCACUCCCGGCAGUGGAGGAGUGCCAAGGCACUCAAGGGUACCAUGGACGACUUGGUAGCCGUCCCGGACCACGGGGUCACUGAGCCCCAGUUGGUCCAGUUGUUUUAUCGUGCCAUUCCAGAAGCCCUACGUGGGCAUUUCUUUGACAAAUCUCAGCAGGCCGGCAUGACUUACGAUGCAUUGAGUAGAGAAGUCGUCCUGUAUGAGUCGAAGUCUAUGCCAGUUACCACUUUCUGGCAUAAGGACCUGGAGAAGGGAAAAAAGUGGAAAGAUCGUACCAUCUCGGGCCAAGUCAAGGCCAAGGAUCACUUGAUCCUGACAUUAGAGAAGGGUGGUACAGAAGAGGUCCCAUAUGAUCAGAUUGAGUGGGGCCUAGGGAAGGAGUACAUUAGUGUAGGGCAGGGGAGGUCUUACGCUGCUGUCGCGGCUGGAGGGAGGCCGCAAGGUAGAGGAGGAGGCCAGGGCCAAAGGGGCCAGGCCAUGGGAGGCCGAGGACCGGGCGCGCAGGGGGUUGGCAGCCAAGGAAACCGCCAAGCGGGAGGUAGGGGUCAAGGUCCCCCGUCAAAUCGCCAAGGUUCAUUCCGGUCCCCACAGCGAGGAGGCGGAAGGGCACCUCAAGGUGGAUGGCACCCAGGCUUGCCGCAGGGCAGGCCCUGGGAAGAUUUGGGCUUGGACCAGCGUAUCUGGCAACAAUGCGUGGAUCAGGAAAACCGCACGAUGCGCGUUGAGGACUACGUAGAGGGAGUCCARGCGUACUUUCGCCUAGAGAAGAAUGGAAAAGUGGAGAAGGUCCUCCAUUAUUUGACUCUCCUCGUGCAGGAUGAUCUUCCUUUCGAUAUAGUGUUAGGAAUGGAUUGGGGAGAGGCAGCAGGGGCCACACUGCAUUUGAGAGAGCAUGAGUGUAGGCUCCCUAGCCCGACAGGCGAAGUUAAGACUGCCCGCUUGUUCCAUGUGUCGGGUGUAGACAACACCUUGGCACAUUGCUGUCUCAGUGCUCCCGCGUUCGCGCGAUUAGUCAAAAAGGAGCAGUUGGAAGACCAGGUCUUUGUAGUUUAUGUUAGACCUGUCACUGAGGCCCAGGAAAAGGAUAGCUCCACAGAUCCAACAAUUGCCAAGCUGCUGGAAGAAUUCAAAGACUUGACUGAGUCACCGACAGGAGUAGUGUCGCGACCCAUCCAGCACAGGAUAGAGAUAGAGCCUGGCAGUAGAUCUCCUAAGGGUGCAGUCUACAGGAUGUCCCCUAGAGAGUUAGAGGAGCUUCGCAAGCAGUUAGACGAACUCCUUGAGAAAGGUUGGAUCCGGCCCAGUUCGUCUCCUUUUGGAGCACCCGUUUUGUUUGUCCCCAAGAAGGAAGGAAAGCUGAGAAUGUGUAUAGACUAUAGGGGUUUAAAUGCGAUCACCGUGAAGAAUGUUGAGCCGCUGCCUCGGAUAGACGAUCUUUUAGAUCCGGUGCAGGGUUGUAAGUAUUUCUCUAAAGUAGACUUAAAGUCUGGAUACCAUCAGAUAGAGGUUCAUCCUGAUGAUCAGUACAAUGCUGCGUUCCGGACUAGAUAUGGGCAUUAUGAGUUUAUAGUGAUGCCCUUUGGACUAACCAACGCGCGAGCUACUUUUCAGCGUUGUAUGAAUGACCUGUUUAGACCAUGGUUAGAUAAAUUUGUAGUAGUCUACUUAGAUGAUAUCCUGGUCUUUAGUAAGACCCUCCAGGAGCACCAGGGUCAUCUGAGGCAGGUCUUGGAGAAGCUUAGAGAGGCUAACUUCAAGAUCAACGCGAAGAAGUGCGAGUGGGCCAAGACGCAAGUCUUAUACUUGGGCCACGUGUUGGACGGAGAUGGCAUUAAGCCAGAGGACAGCAAGAUCGCGGCGAUCAGAGAUUGGCCGACGCCCCGCACAUUGACAGAGUUGCGGUCGUUCCAAGGCUUAGCUAACUACUAUAGGAAGUUCGUGAGGAACUUCUCCACUAUCGCCGCUCCCUUGCGCCGAUUGCUGAAGAAAGAGGCAAUCUGGCAAUGGGACAAAGACUGUACGUCUGCGCUCAAGAAGCUAAAGCGCCCGUUAAUAGAAUAUCCUGUCUUCAAAGUUGCAGAUCCGUCUUUGCCAUUUGUCGUCACCACGGACGCGAGUCAGUAUGGGAUAGGCGCCGUGUUGCAGCAAGACGACGACAAUGGCUAUAGACCCGUAGAGUUCAUGUCAGCGAGGAUGCCCUGUGAGAAGGUUGCUGCCUCCACGUACGAAAGAGAACUCUACGCUCUCAGGCAGGCUUUAGAUCAUUAGAAGCACUACCUGCUUGGGAGGCACUUCAAAGUGUAUUCGGACCACGAAACGCUUAGAUGGUUAAAGACUCAAGCCAAGA